Sinocyclocheilus grahami is the source of this 3184-nucleotide messenger RNA. Its product is annotated as vacuolar protein sorting-associated protein 37C-like. The transcript has 5 exons. Gene Ontology annotation, cellular component: ESCRT I complex. Lineage: Eukaryota; Metazoa; Chordata; Actinopteri; Cypriniformes; Cyprinidae. The record is from RefSeq and is a predicted model, not a curated record. The coding region runs from base 515 to 1489 and encodes 324 amino acids. Gene Ontology annotation, biological process: ubiquitin-dependent protein catabolic process via the multivesicular body sorting pathway; protein targeting to vacuole; protein targeting to membrane.
UCCAAAGAUGGCUACGAUAUCUGUCAACGAGAAGUGAAACUUUCCUUUAAGAAUAGGGAUAUACCCCGGCAGUUAACCUUCAUUUGGACUAUUUUGCUUGAAUUGACAUCGAUGCGGUUUUAAUGGACACACAUUAUCACGUUUUUCUGAGUUGUUAUUUCGUCCGACGCCGUUUUGUAUUGAAUACCAACCCGCCUUGCUCAACUGCUCUCUUUUAAGUGAGCUAGCCGACCUGCUAACCGCGAGGAGACUCCUGUCUCCGGGAAUAAUUUCGGGAACAUAUUUCCACUUUGCCGCGCUAAAUAACGCACUACACCUGGUACUGAUACUGUCACCGAAGUAUUUCUCGCAGGAAGCGGGCUUUAACGCCGAGGACGCUCGCGAGCUAGUUGUCAGGCUCAGCACUUCCGUCUAUAUCUGUACGUCACUCGCUUCCAGUUAAGUUUGAUGUUUUUCCAUGAGCACUGUGCGGAGAGGACUUUGAUUUGCUUGUACCUUCUGUCCUAGCAAAUCAAUGGAGAAGCUUCAAGACCUCAACCAGUCCGAGUUGCAGGAUUUGCUGGACAACUCGGAGCGGGUGGAGUCUAUGGCACUGGAGUCUGAUGAGAUUCAGAACAUUCAGUUGGAGAGGGAGAUGGCUCUGGCUGCCAACCGCAGUCUGGCUGAGCAAAACCUGGACAUGAAGCCCCGUCUCGAUACGGAGAGGGCACGAUUGGUGGGAAAAUACACUCAACUAGAGGAAGUGAGGGAGAAAUACAAACAGCACUGUGCCAUGAGAGACAGUAUCAUGGGGCAGGUUUCUCCGGAGGGGCUGUUGUCUCGUCUGCAGACAGAGGGCACCAACACAGAGGCAGAAUCAGAGGUUUUAGCAGAUGAGUUUCUUGAAGGUUCGAUAUCGCUGGACUCUUUCCUCGAACGCUUCCUUUCCCUCCGCUCUCUGGCUCACACGAGACGAGUGCGCAUUGAAAAGCUGCAAGAAAUUCUCAGCCGAAAAAGCAAAAAGAUUGGAGAUGCUACAGUGACAUCACAAACCUGUGCUAAUCAGGAUGCUGGAUCAUCAUCGCCGUGGCAACAACCGCAGCCUCAACGGCAACAAAGCUCCAAAAUCAAUGCACCCUCCAAUGCCUCAACUUCUGCUCUGCCCUACACCCCCUACCCCGUUGCUCCUCCCUCAGCCUCCACAGCGGGCACCACUAACCCUAGCACAGCGUUUCAGCCCUACCCCAGCCAGGGUCCCCCCUUUCCUCCAUCAACAGGCUACACAGCUCCCAGGCCUGCGUUUGGUCCUCCCACUUGCCCAUACCCCACCCAACCACUAUUUCCUGCCCCACCUUUUGGGCAGUUUGGUCCCACGCCCGCCCCGUACCCCGCUCCAUACGCUUAUGGAGGAUACAACUACCCCACAGGCCCCCAUGGGCCAUCAAACCAAUCACCCACAGCUAGACCGCUUUAUAGGCCAGGUUUUGGGGUACCACAACCAUACUCCUGAGCCACUCUGUGUGUGUCUGUCUUUCUCUUUUUCUCAUGAUCCUCCCUCUCCCUCUUUUCUCCUCCUGCUCUUACCCUCAGAUUUGUGGUUUGCGUACCCACGUCACAUCCUGUUCCUGUCUGAGGCUUAUAAAGACAAUUGAGAUUGAGCUUGUGCUUGUUUCCCCCAUGAAACCUCAGUCAGAGACUCAAUAUGGGCCGCACAGUCUUAAACGGCUCUUGUCCAUUUUAAAGCAUGUUAUCAGUUUGCAAAAAAUUCUGAUUUAUUAUUAUAUUUAAUGACGAGAAUUUUUUUUUUUUUACAACAUUGUAUUACAGCUCAGCCUUAUUUGGCUGUUGUUUUUUUCCCAAUCAUUUUGUCAAAAUUCUACUGAGACGCUACAUGGAAGUGUUACGUUAGCGUUGGGCUAAUCUCUUGUCUAUAUUGACCCUUGUUGACAACGUCAAUCCAGAAAGCACAGCACCAUUUUCCAUUCCAUCACAGAUGAAAACUUCUUCAAAAAGCCGAGCUUAUUCGUUAUCAUGAAUACAUUUAGACAACUUCCACGUGUGCAGAUUUGGGUGCGGUGCGUCCUGUUAUGAAAGCUUAGUGUACCAAUGCACCAACCGAUCACUCCAAACUCUCUCGAUACCUCUUUUGCUCCCUCUUUUUCCACUCCAUUUAUUUAAUAUACCACUUGACAAUGAUUGGAAGAAAUAGACUUUUACUGUAAGUUCUCUACUGGGGACGGUGUACUUAACAAAUUAAACUAAAAUUAAAGGGAAAUCGGAGAACAAGGGAUAUUAAUAUAGUCAUAUCUAUCUUCUAUAGCACAGGAUUUGGUUGGGCAGUUGAGGCAUAACAUAGCACAGAGUAUAUGCAAAGAAAAUAGGAGUUUCAUAACAUGCUUACUUUAGUCAAUAUAGCAUUCUGCACCUACCGUUAAUGUAGAUAGACCUUUUGUGGUAAAACUAUGCAGACGAAUGCCUGGCUGCAUAUUUUACACUGAAUUUAGACAGAAUGAGACAUUGAUGGUCUUGCACAGCUAGCCGCCCAGUCUGUUUCAGAGGCACAUUGCCCUCAGAAUCAUAACGUGAGUGGGAUUGGAUCUGGUUAACCAACAGAAUGCUAUAUUUUGUGGUUUGGUUUGAGUCCACCUUCAGAUUCUGCCACAGUUGUAGGCCUAUCCAUCAAAACGGCCUGUGCGUGUCAUUACGUGGUGUUAUGCAGAUCCAUAAAACCCCCAUCUAUUUGAGGUCUCCUUGUCUGCCAACCGGAGAACCAUGUGAAUCACACUAGCACUCCACACUAACAGUCCUGAACUCUUUGGCAACAGGAGCUGGGAGCGGGGCCUUCGAACCGUCAGCUUUAGAAUAGGCGUGCGGGGUCUGUUUAUUUUUGUACUUUAAAGCAAUUCAAAACCAGAGGCAUCCUCAAUCAGGCCUCGAGUGGCUUUAUCAAAUUCAUGAACUCAGGUUUGUAGCAAAACCCCCACGUUUAGGUUCCCUCCCCAGCACCUGGAGCGAGGGAGAGGGGUGAUACGACACGAGGAUGAGCGAAAACAAAUGGGAUGAAAAUUUUAUUAGCACAUUGAUUUGCAGCAUUAGAGGAAAUAAAUUAUAUUGCAUUGGUUGUGAUGACUGUAGCCUGUUAAAAGUGUAUUUUUAUUGUCAUUUUUUUUCCGGGUGUGAAUAUUAAACACUGAAGUUGAUCUAC